AUGGCGGGCAACGAGUGGAUCAAUGGGUACCUGGAGGCGAUCCUCGACAGCCGCACCUCGGCCGGGGGAGGAGGGGGAGGCGGCGGCGGCGGCGGCGGGGACCCCAGGUCGCCGGUGGCGGGGGCGUCGCCGACGAAGGGGGCGAGCCCCCGCGGCCCGCACAUGAACUUCAACCCCUCGCACUACUUCGUCGAGGAGGUGGUCAAGGGCGUCGACGAGAGCGACCUCCACCGGACGUGGAUCAAGGUCGUUGCCACACGCAACGCCCGCGAGCGCAGCACCAGGCUCGAGAACAUGUGCUGGCGGAUCUGGCACCUCGCGCGCAAGAAGAAACAGCUGGAGCUGGAGGGCAUCCAGAGAAUCUCGGCACGAAGGAAGGAACAGGAGCAGGUGCGCCGUGAGGCGACUGAGGACCUGGCCGAGGAUCUGUCAGAAGGUGAGAAGGGGGACACCCUCGGCGAGCUUGCGCCGGUUGAGACGGCCAAGAAGAAGUUCCAGAGGAACUUCUCUGACCUUACCGUCUGGUCUGACGACAAUAAGGAGAAGAAGCUUUACAUUGUGCUCAUCAGUGUGCAUGGUCUAGUUCGUGGCGAAAACAUGGAACUAGGUCGUGAUUCUGACACCGGUGGCCAGGUGAAAUAUGUUGUCGAACUUGCAAGAGCGAUGUCAAUGAUGCCUGGAGUGUACAGGGUGGACCUCUUCACUCGUCAAGUGUCAUCUCCUGACGUGGACUGGAGUUAUGGUGAGCCAACGGAGAUGUUAUGCUCCGGUUCCAAUGAUGGAGAGGGGAUGGGUGAGAGUGCCGGAGCCUACAUUGUGCGCAUACCGUGUGGGCCACGGGACAAAUACCUCAAGAAGGAAGCACUGUGGCCUUACCUCCAAGAGUUUGUCGAUGGAGCUCUGGCGCAUAUCCUUAACAUGUCCAAGGCUCUGGGAGAGCAGGUUGGAAAUGGGAGGCCAGUACUGCCUUAUGUGAUACAUGGACACUAUGCCGAUGCUGGAGAUGUUGCUGUUCUCCUUUCCGGUGCGCUGAAUGUGCCCAUGGUGCUCACUGGUCACUCACUUGGGAGGAACAAGCUAGAGCAACUGCUGAAGCAAGGGCGCAUGUCCAAGGAGGAGAUAGAUUCAACCUACAAGAUCAUGAGGCGUAUCGAGGGUGAGGAGCUGGCCCUGGAUGCGUCAGAGCUUGUUAUCACGAGCACAAGGCAGGAGAUUGAUGAACAGUGGGGAUUGUACGAUGGAUUUGACGUCAAGCUUGAGAAAGUGUUGAGGGCCCGGGCGAGGCGUGGGGUUAGCUGCCAUGGUCGUUUCAUGCCUAGGAUGGUGGUGAUUCCUCCAGGAAUGGACUUCAGCAAUGUUGUGGUUCCUGAAGACAUUGAUGGGGAUGGUGACAACAAAGAUGAUAUCAUUGGUUUGGAGGGUGCCUCACCCAAGUCAAUGCCCCCAAUUUGGGCUGAGGUGAUGCGGUUCCUAACCAACCCUCACAAGCCGAUGAUCCUCGCGUUGUCAAGGCCAGACCCGAAGAAGAACAUCACUACCCUCGUCAAAGCAUUUGGAGAGUGCCGCCCACUCAGGGAACUUGCAAACCUUACUCUGAUCAUGGGGAACAGAGAUGACAUCGACGAUAUGUCUGCUGGGAAUGCCAGUGUCCUCACCACAGUUCUGAAGCUGAUUGACAAGUAUGAUCUGUAUGGAAGUGUGGCGUUCCCUAAGCAUCACAAUCAGGCUGAUGUCCCGGAGAUCUACCGCCUCGCGGCCAAAAUGAAGGGCGUCUUCAUCAACCCUGCUCUCGUUGAGCCGUUCGGUCUCACCCUGAUAGAGGCUGCGGCACACGGACUUCCAAUAGUCGCUACCAAGAAUGGUGGUCCAGUCGACAUUACAACUGCACUGAACAAUGGACUGCUCGUUGACCCACACGACCAGAAUGCCAUCGCUGAUGCACUGCUGAAGCUUGUAGCAGACAAGAACCUGUGGCAGGAAUGCCGGAGAAACGGGCUGCGCAACAUCCACCUCUACUCAUGGCCGGAGCACUGCCGCACUUACCUCACCAGGGUGGCUGGGUGCCGGUUAAGGAACCCAAGGUGGCUGAAGGACACACCGGCAGAUGCCGGAGCUGAUGAGGAGGAGUUCCUGGAGGAUUCCAUGGACGCUCAGGACCUGUCACUUCGUCUGUCCAUCGACGGUGAGAAGAGCUCGCUGAACACUAACGACCCACUGUCGUCGGACCCGCAGGAUCAGGUGCAGAAGAUCAUGAACAAGAUCAAGCAGUCGUCAGCGCUUCCGCCGUCCAUGUCCUCGGGCGGAGACGGUGCCAAGAAUGCAGCCGAGGCCACAGGCGGCACCAUGAACAAGUACCCACUCCUGCGCCGGCGCCGACGCCUGUUCGUCAUAGCUGUGGACUGCUACCAAGACGAUGGCCGUGCUAGCAAGAAGAUGCUGCAGGUGAUCCAGGAAGUUUUCAGAGCAGUCCGGUCGGACUCCCAGAUGUCCAAGAUCUCAGGGUUCGCGCUGUCGACUGCCAUGCCGUUGUCCGAGACACUCCAGCUUCUGCAGCUCGGCAAGAUCCAAGCGACCGACUUCGAUGCCCUCAUCUGUAGCAGUGGCAGCGAGGUGUACUAUCCUGGCACGGUGAACUGCAUCGACGCUGAAGGAAAGCUGCGCCCAGAUCAGGACUAUCUGAUGCACAUCAGCCACCGCUGGUCCCAUGACGGCGCGAGGCAGACCAUAGCAAAGCUCAUGGCCAGUCAGGACGGUUCAGACGACGCUGUCGAGCUGGACGUGGCGUCCAGUAAUGCACACUGCUUCGCGUUCCUCAUCAAAGAUCCUAAAAAGGUGAAAACGGUCGAUGAGAUGAGGGAGAGGCUGAGGAUGCGUGGUCUCCGGUGCCACAUCAUGUACUGCAGGAACGCCACAAGACUUCAGGUUGUCCCUCUGCUAGCAUCAAGGUCACAGGCACUCAGGUACCUUUUCGUGCGCUGGGGCCUAUCUGUGGGGAACAUGUAUCUGAUCAUUGGGGAACAUGGCGACACCGAUCUAGAGGAGAUGCUAUCUGGGUUACACAAGACUCUUAUCGUCCGGGGUGUCACCGAGAAGGGUUCGGAAGCGCUGCUGAGGAGCCCAGGAAGCUACAAGAGGGACGACGUCGUCCCGUCUGAGACCCCCUUGGCUGCGUACACGACUGGUGAGCUGAAGACCGAUGAGAUCAUGCGGGCUCUGAAGCAGGUCUCCAAGAUUUCCAGUGGCAUGUGA
Messenger RNA from Miscanthus lutarioriparius, 3249 nucleotides. NCBI's taxonomy places the organism in Eukaryota, Viridiplantae, Streptophyta, Magnoliopsida, Poales, Poaceae. The record is from the annotation of a GenBank genome assembly.